Dothidotthia symphoricarpi CBS 119687 is the source of this 1731-nucleotide messenger RNA. RefSeq lists its product as uncharacterized. Gene Ontology annotation, molecular function: protein-macromolecule adaptor activity; ubiquitin protein ligase binding. Gene Ontology annotation, cellular component: cytosol; cytoplasm; plasma membrane. The record is from RefSeq and is a predicted model, not a curated record. The transcript has 3 exons. NCBI's taxonomy places the organism in Eukaryota, Fungi, Ascomycota, Dothideomycetes, Pleosporales, Dothidotthiaceae. Bases 1 to 1731 code for a protein of 576 amino acids. Gene Ontology annotation, biological process: ubiquitin-dependent endocytosis.
AUGCCUUUGCCCCGCCCGCACGGCGUUGGCGUGUUUGGCAGGAACGCCGCGACUACACUGGAGAUUCGGCCUGAUUCGCCGUUUGUCGUCUUCUAUGGAGAGCCGUCGGAGAGCCAGGAUGCAGAGCUCAAGGGGAAGCUUAUCCUCACAAAUCCCGAGUCGAUCAGUGUCAGGUGUAUACGGUUGACGUUGACGGGCACGCGGAAAGUCUCAUGGCACUUGACCAACACCGUCAGCCCGCAGCCCAUCUCGCAGAAGACGAAUAUCCACAUCGACAACAUCACUCUCUUUCCCAUUGGCGACAGCAAGAACAAGGCGCACAAGAUCAACGCUGGACGCCAUGAGUGGGAUUUCUCCUUCAAGAUGCCCAGCAGCCUCGACCAGAGCGUCGAGGGCCUUCCCACAAACUGGGUCGUGUACAACCUCAAGGCGACUGUGGACCGCGGCUACAUGACCAAGCAGCUCUCGGCUACGUCACACAUUCGCGUGAUUCGAACGCUGGGACAAGAUCUGAUGGAGUCGAUGCCCAUGGAGCAGAUCAACGAAGACAUCUGGGCAAACAAGCUGGCCUAUAAGAUUACGGUGCCACAGAAAAACUUCAUCAUUGGAACCCACAUAAACGCCGACUUCGUCCUGAUACCGCUGCGAAAGGGUGUGGAAAUCGCGACAAUCAAGAUGGAGCUGAUAGAGGCGCGGCAACUGUUUGCAGAAUACGCUGGCCGGCGCGUAAGCUACCAGACCGAGCAGCAGGUCGCUGUAUCUGAAAGCGACAUGCCCGAAAACUCCGCACACAUCGUCCCGCAUGGCGUUGAGGAGGCCGAUGAGCUGUUUGACGAAUCCCACCGCUUCUCGAUGAAGCUUGAACUCCCGAGAUCGCUGAAGAACUGCAGACAGUCUGUGGACACAGAGAACAUCCGCUUGACACACAAACUGCGAUUAUACGUGAAUCUCAAGAACCCAGAAGGACAUACGAGUCAACUGCUGGUUAAGAACCACGUCCACCUCUUCAUCUCGCCGAACUUGCCCCCGAACGAAGACCUCAGUAUGGUCGUGGAUAACAAUCUGCUCUCUCAGCAGGCGAUUCAGGACGUGGUGAACCAGAACGCCCCGCCCACAUACGGCCUCCACCAGCUGGACGAGCUGUACAACGAUAUCGAUCCUUCUGGUUACAUGACGCCUGGGGGCAUGUACAGCAUGAUGAACAGCGGGGCAAACACGCCCUUCUACGCGCAAAGCCGAAGCGGCUCCGCAGAGAAUCUGUCGUCGCUGGAUGCAGUAGCAAACCAAACUGGUGGCGGCGCGUCUGCGAUAGCACUGCAACACCGCCUCCAAAACCUCGACAUGUCUGUCAAUGACCGACAAGGACGCUUCCAACCAAGCCGGCAACAAUCACACCACUCGUCGGGCGACAGCACACCCCAGCACGGCGCCGAAUCCUCCUACUUCGACCUGCCACCCUCAAACUACGACAUGGACGCCCUAGUCCGCACACCCAGCUACAACACUGCGGUCCGCACGCCCGCCCGCGAACCACGGGUGAUGGAUAUGGUCCUGCCGUCGUACGAGAUCGCCACGUCUAGGCCUAGCUCUCCGAGUCGCAGCAGAGGCAGCAGGGGCACAACGCCCAGUCCUGCACGUAGCUUGGACACGCUGAAUGAGGAGACGUAUCGCAAUACGCAGAAGAACUCCCGACGCGAAAGUCCCAGGUCCAGCGAUGAUGAGGUGAGGUGA